AUGCAGCUCCAAUACCUCCUCCCUGCCGCGUUCUUCGCCGCCUCGACUCUAGCCGCAAAGUUCAACGGCUUCUCCGACAUCGCCUGCCAACAAUACGACGGCACCUACAUCCCCAUGACCGCAACCCAACUCCAAGACAUCGUCGUCAAGAACUGGGCAACCACGCAAGAAAUCCCCGAAGCAUCGCGCUCCUUCACUGCGCCUGAUGACAGGAAGCUCUGCCCUUCGAACUCGGAUGAUACGUACAAAUGGUUUGGUAUGGUGAAGCGUUGCUGA
This is a messenger RNA of Alternaria viburni, 276 nucleotides long. RefSeq lists its product as uncharacterized. The transcript is spliced from 2 exons. NCBI's taxonomy places the organism in Eukaryota, Fungi, Ascomycota, Dothideomycetes, Pleosporales, Pleosporaceae. The record is from RefSeq and is a predicted model, not a curated record. Bases 1 to 276 code for a protein of 91 amino acids.